UGCCAUCCCUGGCAGAAAUGCAAAACAACAAAAGUUCUUAGAGAAUUUUAAGCAUUUAAUAAAAUUUAACGAGGGGAAAAUACGUGCAUGUCUGCAUUGAAUUUUCUGCACAAAUAACACGCACGCAGGACGUUGUGCACAUUUAGCAACACGCACGCAGGACGUGCCCUUCACAAAAUGGGAAAAUCCUGCCUUUGGUCUCUACUAAAAUUGAUGCUUGCAAUUGCGUUCUAUGCACCUUCGGAAACUCUUGCUUACAAACAUGUGCGACUCCAGGACAAUUUGUGUUCAGAUAAGCUGAUUUACACACUGACUAAGACUUUUCGAGGCGAUCCGACGCUUAGGCUCACAGAAGACCAGGACUCGGGAGCGAUAAUAACACAAGCGUGGAAUGUGACGCUGCCCAGCGGACACUCGUCGAACAAAAUCAAAUACGACUGCCAGUUUCGAGUGCAGACUAAUGAUCGUCCGCCGCGGGGUAUAUACACUAUUAUCACGCGUCUGAAGUUUCGCAGCGAUCCGGUGACCAAGAAAUGCAUCGACUACAUUCAGUUCACCAGUGGAAAUCGUUCACCCAGCGAACGCAUUUGCAGUGACAUCUCUAUUGAUGGACCCGCGGGUCGUUUGAUCUUUGAUCAGCGUGAUAGAGAUGUGCACGUGCAUAUAUUCAUUGAUAGAGAAAGGCAUAUAUUCGGCGAUCCUCUGGAGUUGCGUAUGGUGUUGACUGCGCACUCGGAGUGUCAGUAUGCUGGCGACUUUUUAUGCAAUCCCAAGGACCAAUACUCGUGCAUUUCGCGUCAUUUUGUGCGAGACAAUAUUACCAACUGCAUGUAUCCCUGCCGUGACGAAGGCACCUGCUUCCACGAUGCCAUUGUAACUGAGGAAAUAGAUACCACCAAUGUGGCCAUAUCUGCAAUAACAUCUCUCAUAUUCACAAUGCUGGGCGUGGGUUUCUGUGUGUGGAUCUGCUGGAAAUAUUGGAACUGCAUCACAGUUCAACAACACGCCCAUGAAGCUUCUGCCGCUCGUUUUAAUCAGCGACGUGCACGGUCUGACGUGCCAACUAUUGAGUUGCCCACAGCACAAUCAUAUGAUGGGGUGAUGACACAUGAUCUAUCGCCCAAUUCGCAGGAACAUCAACAGCAGCAACCGGCAACGCCUAAAGAUUUGCCGCCCAGCUAUGAAUCACUCUUCCCCGACAGAUAAAGGCUGUCUACUAACCGAGAGUAGAUUGCCCCGUUUUGUGCCAGACCGAACCAAAAAAUGUUGGCGCCAAACUAAACAAAUUUUUUCCAUCAAGAUUGUUGUUUUAAAAAUUUAAUUACUUACUAUGUAAUUUAUUAAUUACUAUAUUAGGUGAUUGCUUAAUUGGCUUGUAAUUACACCACAACAAACUAGCAAAAGGAGAAGGCCAAUGUAAAUAUGCACAUUUGUUGUAGCGUUAGGACUGAAAGUAUGUUUUUCGGUAUUCGAUUAGCUUUAGGCAGCUUCUUAGAUUAUUGUUUGAAUGUAAGACUCUCGCAAAUGUGUUCAUAUUCGAACAAAUCAAGUACAACAAUAUCACUUUAGUGUAUUGCGUCGUAACUAUGAGAUUCCCCUGUUUUAAUUUAAUAAAUUCUUGUAUAUAUGUUUUGUUUAUUUUAUAAUAUCGAAUAGUAUUGCUUUUAUAUUAAAAUGUUUGUAGUGUUUAAGCAGAGCUCAACUAAUCUCAAAAUGAAUUCAACACUAAUGAAAUCUCAAGCAAUUAUAAAGAAAUUAUAUCAAUUAAUAAGUAUAUAAGAUAAAGCAUCCAAAACUAGUUAGCGCAAAUUCGGAGAUUCCGUUUAACUAAUUGUAACAUGUACUAUAAUAAUCACUAAUGUGUAUUAGACCCACAAAUCUAGCGGAAUUCCAUCUAGUUGUACCUGUAUUAUAUAUGCUUAUAAAUAGGGAGAAAGACAUAAAACUACACAUAUAAAACAACAAUUAUGCUAUUGUGAGCCGUGAGCCUUGUUGUCAAUUGUUUAAGCGAUAUGGUUUUUUGUAAGCGCAGCUAACGUAUAUACUUGAAAUAUGUAACUGCAAAUUCAACAUAAGCAGUCAAUUUGUCUCAUAGCAUACUCAUAUAUACGUAUUUUACCUAUAAAUAAACCAACUAAAUGUUAAAACUCAA
Messenger RNA from Drosophila innubila, 2152 nucleotides. RefSeq lists its product as uncharacterized. Bases 178 to 1206 code for a protein of 342 amino acids. The record is from RefSeq and is a predicted model, not a curated record. The transcript is spliced from 2 exons. NCBI's taxonomy places the organism in Eukaryota, Metazoa, Arthropoda, Insecta, Diptera, Drosophilidae.